UGAUGAGAAUAAAGGAAUCCUUGUAUGCUAAUUAGCUCUGCCAUUGAAGGGCAUAGCCAUGGCCUCAAAGCUACUGAUGAGAGUUGGAUCAAUUCGAGUUCCCAAAAUAGCGCCAAACCCAAAUCCACUCCUCAAUGCUACCAGAAGACUCUUUGCUCAUCAACCAAUUUCAGCUCCCCCUCAUUCUCCUCCGUCAUCUCCGCCUGAUAAUGGCAGGAGUACUCACAUCAAAUCACAACCGACGUCAUCUUUGAAGGAGCUCGAGCUUGCUAAAUUUUCAGCCAUUGCUGAUUCCUGGUGGGAUUCUGAAGGACCAUUUAAACCGUUGCAUGUGAUGAAUCCAACUAGGCUUGCUUUUCUUCGCUCCACCCUUUGUCGACAUUUCAGGAAGGAUCCACACAUGGCUAGGCCUUUUGAAGGACUAAAAAUUGUUGAUGUUGGUUGUGGUGGCGGAAUUCUUUCUGAGCCUUUAGCUCGAAUGGGAGCAACUGUAACAGGCAUUGAUGCGCUGGAGAAAAAUAUCAAUAUAGCUCACCUUCAUGCUGAUUUGGACCCGGUGACUCCAACUAUUGACUACUGUUGCACAACAGCUGGUACAUGCAAAUUUUGUUCUUGUGUAGAAAGUCUUGUUAAGGAGCAAAGGAUGUUUGAUGCUGUGAUUGCGUUAGAGGUAAUUGAGCACGUGGCAGAUCCUGCUGAAUUCUGCAAGUCUCUGUCAGCAUUAACUCAUCCAGGUGGUGCCACUGUGGUUUCAACGAUUAACCGAUCUAUGAGGUCAUAUGCAACAGCCAUUGUUGCAGCAGAGUACCUUCUCCAUUGGCUUCCCAAAGGGACGCACCAAUGGUCAAGUUUCCUGACUCCUGAAGAGUUAGUAUUGAUCCUGCAACGUGCUUCUAUCAACGUCAAAGAAAUGGCUGGAUUUGUUUACAACCCCUUGACCGGACGAUGGUCUCUUUCUGAUGAUAUCAGCGUAAAUUUCAUCGCAUUUGGUACCAAAAGUGGCGAAUGAUCAUUAGCCAGCUUUACCUUUCCUUUUUGGUUUGUCAAGUCUAAUUUCUACAAAUUUUGAUUAAAAUUAUAAGCAAAUUUUAUAAUAAGAAAGAUUGAUUAAGAAUAUAGAUUUUGCUUCA
Messenger RNA from Manihot esculenta (cassava), 1130 nucleotides. RefSeq names its product ubiquinone biosynthesis O-methyltransferase, mitochondrial. Gene Ontology annotation, biological process: ubiquinone biosynthetic process. The record is from RefSeq and is a predicted model, not a curated record. Gene Ontology annotation, molecular function: 2-methoxy-6-polyprenyl-1,4-benzoquinol methyltransferase activity. Bases 59 to 1009 code for a protein of 316 amino acids. Lineage: Eukaryota; Viridiplantae; Streptophyta; Magnoliopsida; Malpighiales; Euphorbiaceae. The transcript has 9 exons.